AUGGUGGUUUCCAGACCUCCCUCAGCCCAGGGUGGGGGCCGUCUUGGGAUCCUAACAUCCCUGCUGCUUCUGGCUUCUACAGUUACCCUCAAUGCUGCCAAGACCCCUGCCUCCCCAGAGUGUGGGGUGCCCCAGCAGCUGAACCGGGUCGUGGGCGGCCAGGACAGCACAGAUGGCGAGUGGCCUUGGGUCGUGAGCAUUCGCAAGAACGGCACCCACCACUGCGCAGGCUCCCUGCUCACCAGCCACUGGGUGGUCACUGCCGCGCACUGCUUCAAGGGCAACCUGAACAAGCUAUCCCUGUUCUCUGUGCUGCUGGGGGCCUGGCAGCUGGAGAACCCUGGCCCUGGGGCCAAGCAGGUGGGUGUUGCCUGGGUGCUACCCCAUCCCACAUACUCCUGGAAGGAGGCGGCCAGUGCAGACAUCGCCCUGGUGCGCCUCAAAACCCCCAUCCUGUUCUCUGAGAGGAUCCUGCCCAUCUGCCUUCCUGAUUCUUCUGUCCGCCUCCCUCCAAACACCGAAUGCUGGAUUGCAGGAUGGGGAAGCAUCCAUGAUGGAGUGCCCCUGCACCACCCUCAGACCUUGCAGAAGUUGAAGGUACCCAUCAUCGACUCAGAAACCUGCAGCCACCUGUACUGGCGGGACAGUGGUCAGCAAGCCAUCACAGAGGACAUGCUGUGUGCUGGCUACCUGGAAGGGGAGCGAGACGCCUGUCUGGGCGACUCCGGGGGCCCCCUGAUGUGCAAGGUCGAAAGCUCCUGGGUCCUAGCGGGCAUCAUCAGCUGGGGCGAGGGCUGCGCGCAGCGCAACCGGCCGGGUGUCUACACCAGCCUCCUCUCCCACCGCACCUGGGUUCAGAGGAUCGUGCAAGAGGUGCAGCUCCGUGGACGCUCGCGGGGCAGUGGGGUCGCAGCGCGGCCCGGCAACGUGGCUGCGACGUCCAGCUCCAGAAGGAGUCCCACUGCUGCCCCUUCAAAGUCCAACAGCGUCCUUGCUCAGGGCGCUGUGUCCCCAGAUGGUCAAGAAUUUCAGCCUUACACGACCCAGCGUGACCCUAAACACUGCCCCCAAAGCCUGCCCCCACACCGGGCACCACCUCCCUUCUCAGCAGGAGGCAAGUGCCAGAAAAAGCUGGGGCAACUGAUGAGUGACUGA
Castor canadensis (American beaver) is the source of this 1155-nucleotide messenger RNA. The record is from RefSeq and is a predicted model, not a curated record. Lineage: Eukaryota; Metazoa; Chordata; Mammalia; Rodentia; Castoridae.